Messenger RNA from Kwoniella shivajii, 450 nucleotides. Its product is annotated as calmodulin. The record is from RefSeq and is a predicted model, not a curated record. The coding region runs from base 1 to 450 and encodes 149 amino acids. Lineage: Eukaryota; Fungi; Basidiomycota; Tremellomycetes; Tremellales; Cryptococcaceae. Gene Ontology annotation, molecular function: calcium ion binding. Gene Ontology annotation, cellular component: myosin II complex. The transcript has 10 exons.
AUGGCUGAACAAUUGACAAAAGAACAAAUCGCUGAAUUCAAGGAGGCUUUCUCUCUCUUCGACAAAGACGGAGAUGGAACCAUCACCACCAAGGAACUCGGUACCGUCAUGAGAUCUCUCGGUCAAAACCCUACUCAAGCUGAGCUUGAGGAUAUGAUCAACGAGGUCGACGCCGAUGGAAACAACUCUAUCGAUUUUGCCGAAUUCAUGACCCUUAUGGCUAGAAAGAUGCACGACACUGAUUCUGAAGAUGAAAUCCGAGAGGCUUUCAAGGUCUUUGACAAAAACAACGACGGUCAUAUUUCCGCUGCUGAAUUGAAACACGUCAUGACCAACCUCGGUGAGAAGCUCUCCGACGCUGAGAUUAGCGAGAUGAUCAGAGAGGCAGACAAGGACGGUGAUGGAAUGAUCGACUACAACGAAUUCGUAACAAUGAUGAUGGCUAAGUAA